AUUAAAUCGAAAAAAGAAAAUAAAUUGUCGUCCCCCGCAUUGGCACGCUUUCGACUUUGCUCCCCAAAUUCCUCUUUUUCUCUCUGUAGACUUUCCCGAAUAAAUACCAAACCAUUUUCAUCUUUUCCUUUCAAUUUACCUUCUCUCUACGCUUUUACGGGCACAUCGAGGCUUGCCUAGGUUUUUCGGCCAGACAGAGUGUGUGUAAGAGAUUAAGGACCGGAAAAUGGGCCAGCAAUCGUUGAUCUACAGCUUCGUCGCACGUGGGACUGUGAUCCUGGCCGAGUACACUGAGUUUACCGGCAACUUCACCGGAAUCGCCGCCCAGUGCCUCCAGAAACUCCCCGCCACCAACAAUAAGUUCACCUACAACUGCGAUGGCCACACCUUCAAUUACCUCGUCGAGGAUGGAUUCACAUAUUGUGUUGUGGCUGUUGAGUCUGUCGGAAGACAGCUUCCUAUUGCAUUUCUUGAGAGAAUUAAGGAUGAUUUCACCAAGAAAUAUGGUGGAGGAAAGGCAGCUACAUCUGUUGCCCACAGCCUGAAUAGAGAAUUUGGGCCCAAACUGAAGGAGCAAAUGCAGUAUUGCGUUGAUCAUCCAGAGGAGAUCAACAAGCUUGCAAAGGUAAAAGCACAGGUAUCAGAAGUCAAAGGGGUGAUGAUGGAAAACAUUGAAAAGGUUCUUGACCGGGGUGAGAAAAUUGAGCUUCUGGUGGAUAAAACUGAGAAUCUUCGGUCUCAGGCUCAAGAUUUUAGAACGCAAGGAACUAAGAUGAGGAGAAAAAUGUGGCUGCAAAAUAUGAAGAUAAAGUUGAUCGUCCUCGGCAUCAUCAUUGCCUUGAUCUUAAUCAUCGUUUUAUCAGUAUGUGGUGGAUUCAAAUGCAAUUAGAGCGUGAUUGUGUGUUUUGAGUAGGUAGUCGUGGGAUGGACUCACUCGCUAUUUUUUUAAUUCAUCCUUGUUUCUGUGAGAUGAUUGUUUGUAUAGGUUGUAUUUCUGAAUGACUCCUUAUGUUAGAGAAUGAGUUGGAUUGUGGUAGUGAACUUUGAGGUGGUGAGUUGAAUUAUGCAUCUGUACUGCGGCUGGGGGAAUGGUUUGAAUUAUUCAAGUAUUUGUUUCUAAGAUGUAGUUCUUGGUAGCCUUAUAUAAUUCAUAAGUCAAUUAUUGUGUGCUA
This is a messenger RNA of Striga asiatica, 1172 nucleotides long. Lineage: Eukaryota; Viridiplantae; Streptophyta; Magnoliopsida; Lamiales; Orobanchaceae. The record is from the annotation of a GenBank genome assembly.